GAUGCGAGCUGAACGUUCAGUUAGAAAGAGGAGACUACUUGCAGCGAACCAUUCGUUGUGACCCGACACAUGUGUCGCUGCUGCCGUGUAUACACAAGGGCCGUGUGAUGUGGUGAAUGACGUUUCAGAUCGGAACCCUCGUCUAGAUUCAUCGUAGCAAGAUGUCAAGAUAUCACAGACCACACGAAAUGUACAAAGACAAGGACAAUACGAAGAAGUUAAACACAGAGAAGACUGAUACUCCUCUUUCGGGAAUGACACCUCCUCCUCCACCCCCACCUUCGUUUCCCCCUCCACCCGACGUAACGUCACCACCCUCACGAGGUAGCAGCGCCUCGGAUAUCGGCUCCACAGAAAAAACAAAUGCAGCAACACUACCGGCAGGAGAGUGUUUGGACAAAAAUGGCGAACUCGACAUUCCCAAACGUCGUUCAAACAGGAACAAGACGAAAUCGGAGCUCAUUCGACUGUUAAGCAGUUUAUACGCUCGAUUGCUGAUCGUGGCAUCGGCCAUUAUGACGUUCAGCGAAGUCCUCGACAACCAAAUAUCCCUAUUUUACUUUCACGGUUACCUCUACACGUUCAUAGUUGGUGGAGCGAUUAUAUGCCUCUUGGGCAUAUACAUAACCAUGAUGGUGGAUAAAUGCCCGAAUUUGACAGGUGGGGAUCGCUCGGAUAACGUUAACGACGACCUGGCACCCUUCAAGAAGAAAACCUGCUACUACAGCUCUGAAAUUUACAUCUAUUUAAGAUUAGGAGCCGUGGCAUUUGGACUUGGAACACUGAUAUCAACGGGACUAGAAAUAGGAACGAUAUUCACCAUAGAAGAUAAUUGCAUGAACGAACUGAACUUGGCACAACCAUUCCUUCGUGGUUUAUUCACGUUUCUUCAAAUGCAUUUCCUCUUUAUGAAUGCUCAAGAUUUGUUACAAGCAUUGGGAUGGUUCCGUCACGUGGCUCUCAUGCAUUUAAUGGCAGCUAAUUUAGCAAUAUGGCUACGUCUACUCUUCUUCGAAUCUUCGUUUUAUUGGAUGCAAGUGACCCACUUCCACCACAAUGCAACAUUAAAUUUUCCAGAUCCUACUAGAAAUCCCAAUAUUUCUUUGCAUACUUUAGACAAGAAAGGAGGCCACAUCUCUUUCUGGUCUAAAGAUUGUUGGUGGCACAGAACUGACGAUCAAGCAAUGGAAGAUGUUCUGGAAGUUUAUUAUUGUUUGCAAAAUACAUCUAUUGGAGUUAUAUGGGAGAAAUCUCUACCUUACUUAUCCCCUUGCAUCGUACAAUAUUCAUUGUUGUCAGCUGCCGUCAUCUACUUCUUAUGGGAGAAUUUGGAUAACACUAGAGUAUCCAGAAAGUCCCUUUGUAGUUCAGUAGAUUACGAUCCAAGAAUUACAAAACGUAGGAAAUCAUUUGGCAAUCUGAAUAUUGACUGUCAAGGAUCGAGCAAAGGGCUAUUCUUGGGUUUACUCCUCUUAGUCGCAGGGAUCAUUGUCCUGAUUCUAUUCUUCGUACUGUCACACGAAAAGAAAUUCCAGUACGACACUAUUAUAGCACUGACCACAAUGCACUGCGCCGUAUUGAUAAUUUCGGCUCUGGCGACUAUUCUUGGUAUCUUUCAAAUACACAAAGUACGAACGAGAUCACGCAAGCCUCAGGAACUACACAGCCUCUUGCAAAACGUGGGCCUUCUUGCAGUCUUUGCUUUUGGCUUCCUGAACAUGAUCGUUGGUGGUACCAAUUUACUAAGCUCUCGUUAUAUCAUUCUGUUUUUAGAUGGGGCAUUCAUGGUCAUACAGGCUUGUGUUCAGUCCCUCUUUGCUCAUCAGGUGGGAAGGAAAAGCAGUAGUCCAAAUACCGAAUUCAACAGAUCUAAACCGGGCCGUCAAAUAGUGACUUUUUUGGUAUUUGCUAAUUUGGUAUUGUGGCUGAUGGAGUCGUUUUUAACACAGGACCGCCUGGCAACACAACUGCAAAUGCAAUUCUAUGGCGAUUUACCGUGGGGUGUACUUUCUCGAAUUGCUCUUCCUCUAGUUGUGUUCUACAGAUUCCAUUCCUCCGCAUCUUUGAUGGAAUCUUGGAAAAGAUCAUACAAAGUCUUGGAAGAUUUCUGAAACUAAGUUAAGCUUUCAUGCAAGCUAGUUGCAUAGUUUCUUCUACGUAACAAGCAAUUCCAACACGCGAGUAUUUUAAGCAUGCAAGCAGCUUCGAUAUGUAUUUUUUAAACUUGAAUUUUCGUGGAUUUAGAGAUUUUUCUGCCACGUUUUUAAAAAUAUAAUAAAUGUAUAAGAAAUAGAUCAUGAGCAUCCUGUAAAAAAAUACAAUUAUCUUAUAUAUUUUAUAAUCAUUUUUUUUUUAAUAUUC
Centruroides sculpturatus (bark scorpion) is the source of this 2361-nucleotide messenger RNA. RefSeq names its product otopetrin-2-like. Gene Ontology annotation, biological process: proton transmembrane transport. Bases 162 to 2111 code for a protein of 649 amino acids. The record is from RefSeq and is a predicted model, not a curated record. Lineage: Eukaryota; Metazoa; Arthropoda; Arachnida; Scorpiones; Buthidae. Gene Ontology annotation, cellular component: membrane. Gene Ontology annotation, molecular function: proton channel activity. The transcript has 7 exons.